AUGAAUGAACAGGAAGGCAAACAGCAACAGGAGUUUUAUGAGAGGAAUAGGGGGAGAAAGCUGAUCAUCCACCUUCCAGAUAUUAAUCAUCAAGCUCCAGUGAUUAACCGGUUCACUAGACGAGCAUCAGUGUGUGCAGAAGCUUAUAAUCCAGAUGAAGAAGAAGAUGACACUGAAUCAAGGGUUAUUCACCCCAAAACAGAUGAUCAAAGAAACAGGCUGCAGGAAGCUUGCAAAGAUAUUCUUCUGUUUAAGAACUUAGAUCCGGAACAGAUGUCUCAGGUCCUGGAUGCCAUGUUUGAAAAGCUAGUUGAAGGAGGAGAGCAUGUCAUUGACCAAGGAGAUGAUGGUGACAACUUCUAUGUAAUUGAUCGAGGGACUUACAAUAUUUUUGUAAAAUGUGACGGUGUUGGAAGAUGUGUCGGCACCUAUGACAACCGAGGGAGCUUUGGUGAAUUGGCUUUAAUGUACAACACACCCAGAGCAGCUACAAUCAUUGCUACCUCUCCUGGCGCUAUCUGGGGCUUGGACAGAGUAACAUUUCGAAGGAUCAUUGUGAAAAACAAUGCAAAAAAGAGAAGGAUGUAUGAAAAUUUCAUUGAGUCAUUGCCCUUCCUUAAAUCUUUAGAACUUUCUGAACGUUUGAAAGUGGUGGAUGUGAUAGGUACCAAAAUAUAUAAAGAUGGGGAACAGAUAAUUGCUCAGGGAGACACGGCUGACUGUUUUUUUAUUGUCGAAUCUGGAGAAGUGAAAAUUACAAUGAAAAGAAAGGGCAAACAAGAGAUAGAUGAAAAUGAAGCGGUGGAAAUUGCCCGCUACACCAGAGGGCAGUAUUUUGGUGAACUGGCGCUUGUAACGAACAAACCUCGGGCUGCCUCAGCCUUUGCACUUGGCACAGUCAAGUGCUUAGUUAUGGAUGUGCAAGCAUUUGAAAGGCUUUUGGGACCUUGCAUGGAAAUUAUGAAAAGAAACAUCGCAAACUAUGAAGAACAACUAGUUGCUCUGUUUGGAACAAACAUGGAUAUUUCUGAUCCCAGUGCAUGAAGUAUGGAGCCACACAACCUGUGUAUGAGAAAUAGCACAGUCGUGGUUAGUCCACCGAAAAUACGUCUUAUCUUCCCAUAAAUGCUGAGCAUUGUUCUUGAUUUUACAGGGGACUGGAUUUCUUUGCUUCCCCCCUCCCCAUGUUUAUUUGCCUUUUUGUACACUGUCAUUCAGAUGAUCAGUACAUGGAGUAGAGGCAUUAUUUGAUUGAUCCUUCCUUAAAAGCAAUUGAUCCACCAGCAUUUCAACUUUCAGAUAACAUCAGUUCCAUAAGCCUUUAGUGGGAAUGUACAACCUUCAAUGGUGUUAUAGAUUUAGAACCAUUUGGCACUUCUAAAAAGGUAGUGGCUUCCGUAAGUCAGUUAUAAGCGUUUCAUUUAAGAAGUCCAGGAUGUAUUGCAAUCUAAACAAUGUGUGCAAACUGGCAUGUCUUUUUAUUUUAUCUUGCCUAAUUGCAUGUCUCUUCCUGAAGUUAACAGGUUUGGGAAUAUAUCUUUUCUUUUAGCAAAUGGCAGGAGCCAUUUUCAGAAAGAAAGGCCAGAUUCAUCUGAAUAUCUCAUUACACAAUCCUUCGGAUUGCAGAAUAUUUGUUGAUCCUGUUUGAUAAUGGUUUCUGUAAAAUAUCAAAAAAAGGGAUACCAAUUGGAGAUACGGCAGAAAUAAAUUUAGUUUUGUCCAUAUGUCAAAUGAAUGUGAUAGGUUAAGAAUGUGCACAAGCAGUCUAGGAAGGGGGUUACGUUGUACGUAUUUGGUUUGCUAGCUGGUUGGACCAGGGUUUAAGGUGGCAUUUGUAAAGGAUGUAUUUUAAAAAGUCCUCCAAACAAUAAAGCAUGGCCUUGUGUUCUAGGUAAAUUUUAUGACCCAUGUCUGGUCUUAGUCGUUCUGAUUUUAGUCUUUUUUACAUCUGCUGUUUUAUAAGAUUUCAUUUUGUCUAUAUGAAGGACUCUGUAAACACCUUCCAGAAUGUGGAGGAUUUAUGAUGAUGCUGUAUAGUUUCUUUGCUGUUGUACUUACUGUGUAUGUACUGUUUUCACUCCUGAGAACAAUUAUUACCUGUGCACUGGUUAAAAGACAAGACUUGAUUCAAGAAAAGGCUCAUUUGUCACAUUUUAACGGACACAGUCUCCCUUGAAUUGGAUUGAGCAAAUCUCCUGGUGAUUUCAUGGAUACAUCCUUGAAGGUUUUUUGACAACAAUAUGGAAGUAGUUGGCUAUUGUUGCCUUCUUGGAUUUUUUUUUCAUUUUCCUAUCUAGCUUACAAGCCUGGCACUUCCUGGGGGUUCCCAUCCAAGUGCAAACUCCUAAGGUCCAUCCCAGUUUAAAUUUCUGAGAUGAUCCGAGGCCAGCUAGGUGUUGUCAUCUAACUAGGUGACCUCGUUCUACUUGCAUAUAUUUAAAUGUAGUCUUCAGAGUGAUCUUAAUUACAAGAUAAUUAAGAUCUGAAUCUGAGAUAAUUUUCAGCAGUUGCAGUUUCACAGACUGAUUUUGCCCAUGGUAAAUCGAAACACUUGGAUUUUGGCAUUAUUCCAUGUAAUGUAUCUGUUCUUCUGUUUCUUUUCAACAUCAUGGUUAGAGUUACCUCUUGUUUCUGAUUCAAGGACUUGGACAUUCUGAAGCUAACGCCAAGCAUAAUUCCUCAUCCAACUCUUACUAGUAAGUUGAUCAGGCACAGAAAUCAACUUUGGUUUUCGGGGGCCCGAAAAACUAAUGGAAUUUAUGAUGUAGUGUUUUAGAGACUAAAUGGAGAGGUUUGUAGGUGCAAAAAGAAGAGACCUGUAUCUGCCACUAUUACAGUAAUUAUUGCAUCUAACGUUCAUUUUUGAUGAUGGCAGUCAGAUUGUCAAACCAAAAUUUAACUAGUUUGAUUCAAAGUUAUCAUGAAGAAGAAUCCAUUUUAGUCUUCCUUGGGGAAAAAUAUGUUAAUACGUGUUCUUUCAACAGAAAAUACUGCUGUUUAAAACACAUGGCAUGGAGUUGUUUCUUCCUUCUUGGCUUGAAGAGAAGAGGGUAUUAGCCCUCCAAUGCAAUGUAUGUUAAUGUGACAGUGUAUUUAAUAGUUAGCAAUUGGUACUGGAAAGUUCUUACACGACAGUGUUAUUAGUAUUAUAUAAUUUAUAUCAUAUCCUAUGAUAUAAAUGUGACAACAUUGUUAUAUAAUCUUGAUAAAAACUGUAUUAUCGAUUGAUUUGAAAAAAGUGAUUGUGUUGUGGUUUGGAGGGAAUAGUCAGGCAGCUGACUUGGUGGCCUCGAUCCAAAGAACUAUGCAAUUAGUUUAAAAGGCUAAGGAAAGUUCUUAGAAGUAUGUUCCUUAUAAAAUAAAAAGAAGAAGUCACUCAUUGUACAGGGCAAGCUUCUUUUGAAAUAGACCUUCAGAUACAUUCUGAUGAAGCAUGAAUGUGUUUUUCAGAAGAAAAACAUUUUGAAAAAUUCUCAUAUUUAAAGUAGCUCCUUGGUUGCUGGUCCACUAUGUGUCAGUCCUUAACUGUUCAAGUUAAAUAUUUUACACUAGUUCACUGUUAUUUAGUAAAAUGCUACUAUGAUUUCUACAUAAUAGUGAUACUGACUUCCAAUUAAUCAAACAAAAGUCAGUCAACAGUGGCAUAUAUUUCAAAUACUCCAUAAUAAACACUGCAUUUGACACUGCAUUUGAAGUGCUUCAAACCAUUGCUGGGCUGUUUUCUAGUAACUUCACGAGAGAGUAGCUCUGUUGACUAUACUGAGUAUUAGGGCUAUAUUCCUCGUAUACACACUUCCCAGUAACUUAAAUCAAUUCACUUCAGGGUUGGUUUUAGUAUAUUUUUAGGAUUGUUCAUGGACCCUCAGUAGCAAACCAUGAUCACUCCAUAAAUAAUCUCUCUGUACGUGUGCGUAGGUACAGGCCGAUUUUCAGAACAAAAAGGAAUGAGAGAAAAAGUUACUGGAGUAAAUGAUAAGCAAUAGAUAAUCAGGAGGUGUACAUGAAGCUGGAGCCAUCUGUUUCAAGGCAGUGGUUGAUCUAGAAAAAUGAGGUACAUAAUUUCUGAAAUUAAGGCGUCCAGGUGAGCUGCUUUGUUCCAGCCACUUCACUCCUCUUAAAGUAUGGGUAGAGAGUGUCUUCUGCUCAUGCACAGAAGGUCAGCAAAGACCAACGAAGUGAGCCUCCAGAAGCUAUCAUGCAUCACUUUGCAGAGCAGCCUCAGAGGUACUUCGAUCAAAGCAAAUCAUCCUUUUGAAGCGUUGCAUAGCCAUAAUAGUCAGAACAAUUAUUUGUCAUUUACAGCCAAGGAAAUGGGCACCUUCCUAUAGUAUAAGAGUUGAGAAUGUUAAUUAUAUUUGGGGAGAUCUCAAGAGGCAUAGCUGGCAUGUUCUGCCCUGGCUGCUGAUGACUUGUCUUGAGGUCAAAAUGUGAGUUGUUCAGAUAGGAAUUGAAAGGAGUUUACCGCAUUGUAGAUGUCCUCUAGUAUGUCACCCUUCCCAAGCUAGACUUCUUCCAGAUGUUGGAUGCUGGGAAUUGCAGUUCAACACAUCUCAAGCGCCCCAUGCUGGGGCCAGAUGUGCACUACAAUUCAAAGUGUGAGUUCCAUCAGAAAUAGCACAGGCAGGAUGGCUCUGAAGCAGUAAGAAAGGGGGCAUCUGCAGAGUUUACUUUGCCUCUAAGUUAAACUAUGCCGGUUUGUCAGCUAUGCUUCCAUGUUCUAGCUAUUCCCCAGGAAUAGCCAAUGUAGUCUAUCAGUUAGUAUUUGCUUUUAGAGAGGGAAACUUUGGCUAAAACUGUAGUUUGGCCAUGAAGUCAGAGUAGUUCACCUGUGAUAGAUUUUGCUCUUUUUAAGAGUAUAAUGUGAAAAGAAAGAACAUGUCCUUUGCCCAGGGACCUCCUACUUUGCUUGGAAAGAAAAUGUCACUUUAUGGAGGGGAGCAUGUUCUGCAAGCAUCCUUCCUACAGCAUCCAGAGCUGCCCCCACUUGGGCUUUUUUUUACUAGGGGGGUAAAAAUUGAGGGCCUUAAGUCUUGCAGAAGCUUCAAGUGCCAUUUUACCCACUGAACACCUGAGCCUCACUCCCAAAAUAGAGUGGAGAUCCUAGUAUGGUCCUCAUAUUUAAGGAAGUUGUCCUCCCGCUUUAAAAUUUACUUUUUGUGUCCUCCUGUAGAAACUUGUAAAGUCAAAUCUUUUAAAAAUGAAGAUUCCUCUACAGGUAUAACUCAAGGGGUGUGUGAGAGGGGACCUGCCUGUGGCAUCCUGGCUGUGCCAGGGCCACUCAAAGCCAUUUGUUAGAUGAAAGGAUAAAGCCUGCUUGGUCUUUACCUCUAAAAAAAUAAAAAGAUAAAGUUCCCAUGAGAUGCCCUUGUGCAUAGACUUCAUUUAGAGUUUGUGGUCCAGUGAAAACAUGAAUAGGAGAUAGGAGAACCUGAGCUGUAUACUUUUCAGAUACAUGUGAAGAGUGAAUAAUGUGUGGUUUUGAUAAUUCUAGUUAUGGAGAAACAUGAGAGUGGAGGGCUAUAGCUACUCGAUUGGCAAAACAAAAUUAAAUCCUGGGAUCUCUGUUAAAAAGGGUCUUGGACAGCAAAGGUAGGGAAGAUUUACCUGUAGCUUUGGGGAGCUGAACGCAGAACAAGCUAUAUUGGACUAAAAGGAAGGAAGCAGUUUCAUCUGUUUUCGCUAGCCUAACGUGGACCACCUCCCAUCAGCUUCACAAGACUUUCCUUUUUGUGAUUUUUAGUGGGCUUAGUUUAAUUAUUUGUACUAUGAAUUCAGUGAACUUCAAGAAUUAUUUUGAUAUAUGUAUGUGUGUGCGUGUGCACCCUGUGUUUUCUUUUAAGAGCAUUAUAAUCUAUUCUGCACAUUUUGGGUAGAGCAGGAGUAGAACAAAAACAAAACUGAAAAUAUUCUCCCUUGCCGAAAACAUUUGUGUGCCACUCCUGUUUCCUGAUUGUCAAUGUUCUGUCUUUUUACUGAUGCCUCUUUUUUAUGGUACCUAUAAAUUGUGAAAUUUACAAUGC
Messenger RNA from Python bivittatus (Burmese python), 6020 nucleotides. Lineage: Eukaryota; Metazoa; Chordata; Lepidosauria; Squamata; Pythonidae. The record is from RefSeq and is a predicted model, not a curated record.